Messenger RNA from Blepharisma stoltei, 2794 nucleotides. The record is from the annotation of a GenBank genome assembly. Lineage: Eukaryota; Ciliophora; Heterotrichea; Heterotrichida; Blepharismidae.
AUGUAUUUCCUGGCAUUAUUUUUACUUUCUUAUUUUGCAUCAGGAGCUGUAAUAGGAAUUGAUUUCGGGACUGAACUAAUCAAGGUAAAUCUUAUUUAGACUUCAAUAAUUCAGCCUGGCCGAAAACUUGGUGCCAUUGAAAGCCCUCAAUCAAAAAGAAUGAUCCACAACAUUGUUGCUUUACAAGGCGAGCAUCAUCUCUUAGGUGAAGAAGCCACAAAUUACAUGCAAAAAGAUCCUCAAUCUGCUUUAAUUUUCACAACUAGAGCCCUUGGCAAAGCUUUUAACGAUACUGAUCUUCAAAAAAGAUUUCUCAAUGAAUUUAUACGAGUUUACAAUUAAUAGCCCACUAAAUCAGACAAAAAUUAGCUGCCUGCCAACUAUUUUUAAACUUUAUUUAGCAAAUUUUAAUUUGACUAGCCGAAAAAUGCUCCUUAUUAGGCUAUUCUCCGUAAAAAAAUUUAUAUCCCGCUUGAAGUUUCUGAAGACUCCUCAAGAUUUUCAAUUGAAUUUAAAAUAAAAAAUGAGAAAUUCUCAGUAGAAGAAACAGCUGCAAUGGUGCUAGAAUUUAUUAGAAAACUUGCAGAUAAAACUUCAGGGGACUCUGCAAGGGAUUGCGUUAUUACAGUGCCGAAUUUUUGGACUGUUCCACAGAGAAGAAGCCUAUUAGUUGCUGCUGAAGCUGCAAAAUUAAACGUGAUGAGCUUGAUUAGUGAUAACACUGGGGCUGCUUUAUAUUAUGGAAUUGAUAGAUUUGAUAAUAAAACAGACCAUAAAAUCCUUAUUUAUAACUUGGGGGCAUCAUAUCUCCAAGUUUCAAUUGUAAGGUACUUCGCUGCACUCAAAAAAGCAAGUAAACUGUCAGCAAAACAAGUAGAAACUAUCGAAAUUCUUGCAAAUACAUGGGAUUCUGAAUUCGGAGGAAGGACUAUAGAUGCAGAGAUCGCUGAAUAUCUCAAUGAAAAAUUCAUAGCAAGCGGGGGUUCUGAUGUAAAAGACAACGUAAAAGCAAUGUCUAAGCUUUUGCAUGCAGCCAAUCAAGCCAAAAAAACUUUAAGUGCAAGCAAAACCUCAUAUGUCAAUGUCCCUAAUAUUAUCCCUGGGCAUGAUUUUACAUUCACAUUAGAAAGAGAAAUUAUAGAAAAUAUUGUAGAAAAGCACACAGAAAGAUUAAUAAAACCAAUACAAAAUGCCCUGGAUACUGCUAAAUUGACAAUAGACGAUAUCAAUUUUAUAGAAAUUCUGGGCGGCCCUAUAAGAAUUCCAAAAAUACAGGAAAUUAUUGAAAAGAAAUUUAAACAGCCACAAACACAUUUAAAUGGAGAUGAAUCAAUGGCACAAGGCGCGGCGAUUUAUGCUGCAAAUUUUUCGAGUGAAGUUAUGGUAAAACCACUUUGGCUGAUAGAAAAAACGUCUUUACCAAUUAAAGCUGUAUUUACCUCUCCAAGCAAUAAAGAAUUUAAUAAAGAAAAAAUUCUUUUUGAGUCUGGAAGUGUCCUAGGACAAACCAAAAAAAUUGGGUUUACUAUUGAAAAUGACGUAGAAUGUGUCUUUUCUUAUCAAAAAAAUAAUGAAUGGGUGCCUUUUUCACUUUAUUCUGUUACAGGAAAUCAAGAGAGGUAUGGUAAAGCUCCCCAAGUAAUUUUUGUUUUUAGCUUAGAUUAUAGUGGAAUUCCGAAGCUUGACAGCGCUGAAGCAAAAUAUGAAAUUGAGGUCGAAGUCGAAAUAAAAAAAUCAGUAAAUGAGACUGAGGCACAAAAAAAGCCAGAAAAUGAAACUGAGGCACAAAAAAUACCAGAAAACGAGACUGAGGCACAAAAAAAGCCAGAAAAUGAAACAGUUGCACAAACGGUGACUGAAAAAGUCAAAAAAAACAAAAUUAUUAAGCAAGAAUUAAAUAUUAAGCAAUUGGAAUUUGGAAACCCUCUGCCUCCUAAAAAAGAUCUUGCAAAAAUAAUCAAGGAAAAGCUAGAUGCAUACACAGUCGCUGAAGAAGAGAGAAAGCAGUUAGCCCACAACAGAAAUGAACUGGAGUCAUAUAUAUGCUAAUUAUAAAAGAAUAAUUAAUUUAUAAAAAUUAAAAAAAAAUUUAUUUUAGGCUUUAUAAACAGGCAUAUAUUUUAUUCAAGAAAAAUUAGAAGGCUCAGAAUUUUUAAGAGUAAUCAGUCCAGACGAUUUAUCAACCUUAAAGAUUCAAAUUAACGAAACCCUUCAUUGGCUUGAGUCUGGUGACUACAAAAAACAAGGCAGCUCAGGCUUAAUUAAAGAAAAAACAAAGCUUGAAAAAAUGACAGCCAAAUUCCUUGACAGAGAAACAGAAUUAAUGUCAAGAGAAGACAAAAUAUUAGACGGCUAUUUAAAAUUGCAAGAACUUUACAGAGAAAUGUCCUAUUUAAACAAAACCAAAACAUGGAUUCCGUUACCUGAAAAAGAAAAAGUUUUCAUGGUAAUUAAUGAAACUAUUGAAUGGCUUGACCAAAAGGUUGAGGAGCAGAAAAAUACCCCAGAAUGGGAAGAGCCAGUAUUAAAAAUUGCAGUUUUGGAGUCAAAAGUCAAAGGUGUUGAAAAAAGAGUAGAAAUCAUAAAAAAAACAGGAAGGCCAAGACAAGAAUAUAAGGAGCAAAAUGAUAAAAAAACAGAGGAAAAUCAGCAACCAAGUGAAGCUGCACAAGAAAAAGCUCCAGAAGAAGCCAAAAAAUCUGAUGAGGAAGCCAAUAGCCAGGCUGAUGCUAAAACUGGUGAAACAUCCCAGCCAGCUGAAGACAGCCAAAAAGAGCCUAAAACAGACCUUUAG